Molecule: messenger RNA, 1635 nt
Organism: Suhomyces tanzawaensis NRRL Y-17324
Lineage: Eukaryota; Fungi; Ascomycota; Pichiomycetes; Serinales; Debaryomycetaceae
Gene: SMF12
Product: divalent metal ion transporter
Exons: 1
Coding region: 1-1635 (544 amino acids)
Biological process (GO): intracellular manganese ion homeostasis; iron ion transport
Cellular component (GO): plasma membrane
Molecular function (GO): cadmium ion transmembrane transporter activity; manganese ion transmembrane transporter activity
Source: RefSeq, a predicted model, not a curated record
AUGGCGAUUCCCGAACCCCUCGAAGUGGUGGAAACCACCCACACCAUGCAGUCGGGAGCUCCCAGCGGCCCUAACAGCCACGCUUCCAGGCGUGAUCCCAUCGAUCUCUCCACCAACCAAAAGAUGCUUCUCAAGUGCAAAGACACCUUGAAGAAAUACGGCACCUUUAUCGGACCCGGCUUGCUUGUCAGUGUGGCGUACAUGGAUCCUGGUAACUAUGCCACCGGUAUCACUGCCGGUGCCUCCAACAAGUACUCGCUCUUGUUCUUCGUGUUCUUGUCCAACAUCAUCGCCAUUUUCUUGCAGAGUUUGUGCAUCAAGCUCGGUUCUGUCACCGGGUACGACUUGGCGCGGUGCUGUCGUGAGCACUUACCGCGGUGGCUCAACCUCACGGUGUGGGUGUUGGCGGAGUGCGCCAUCAUUGCUACCGACAUCGCUGAGGUGAUUGGGUCUGCCAUUGCCCUCAACAUCCUUCUCAAGGUGCCAUUGCCUGCGGGCGUGGUUAUCACCAUCGUGGACGUGUUGUUUGUGCUCAUGGCCUACAAGAACGACACGGCAUCCACCAAGUUCGUGCGGUACUUCGAGUUUGCAGUCGCUGCCAUGGUGAUGACAGUGGUGGUAUGCUUUGCAGUCGAGCUCUCGCAAAUUCUGGCCAACGCCCGCGAAGUGUUCCGCGGGUUCGUGCCAUCGGCCGAGAUGAUGGACGGCAACGGGUUGACCAUCGCCACCUCGAUCAUCGGGUCCACAGUCAUGAUCCACAGCUUGUUCUUGGGGUCGGGGUUGGUGCAGCCACGGUUGCGUGAGUACGACGUGGUCAACGGCUUGGUCAAGCUCGAAGAUGUCCACAACGACGGCAGCUCCAUCGAGGAGUACAAGACCGAAAAGGAGAUCCAGCGCAUCCACGACGACAAGGAGGCUGCCUACUUCUACAACGAAUACAAGCCAUCGUUGCAGGCCAUCCGCUACUCGCUCAAGUACUCGAUUGUGGAGUUGGUGAUCACUUUGUUCACGGUGGCUCUCUUUGUCAAUGCUGCUAUCUUAAUCGUUGCCGGCUCCACCCUCCACGGCACCCCCGAGGCCAUCGACGCCGACUUGUACACCAUCUACCACUUGUUGUCGCGCAACCUCGCCCCUGCCGUGGGUACCAUCUUCAUGGUGGCGCUCUUGUUCAGUGGCCAGAGUGCGGGUAUCGUGUGCACCAUUGCCGGCCAGAUGGUGUCUGAAGGCCAUAUCAACUGGACCGUCAAGCCUUGGUUGCGUCGGUUGAUCACCCGUUCCAUCUCCAUCGUUCCUUGUUUGAUUGUGUCGGUGUGCAUUGGCCGCAAUGGGCUCAACAUCGCCUUGAACAUCUCCCAAGUCAUCAUCUCCAUCUUGUUGCCUCCGUUGACCACUCCCUUGAUCUACUUCACCUGCAAGAAGUCCAUUAUGCGGGUGGAGAUUCCUGCGGAAGAGGUGGCUGCCAACUCUGCGCUCGAGGUCAAUGACCUGGCCUCCGACGACGAGACCACCACCAAGAAGUACAAGUACAUGGCCAACAAUUGGGUCACCACCGUGUUUGUGGUGGCCAUCUGGCUCUUUAUUUCGGUGUUGAAUGUCUACGCCAUCUACCAAAUGGCCAAGGACGGAGUUAAUUAA